This is a messenger RNA of Owenia fusiformis, 2545 nucleotides long. NCBI's taxonomy places the organism in Eukaryota, Metazoa, Annelida, Polychaeta, Sabellida, Oweniidae. The record is from the annotation of a GenBank genome assembly.
UCUAGAGACACAGUAGUGUAAAUUGCAGAUAACAAUAUCAGGAAAUCGACCAAAAUAAGAAUAAUCAUCAAUAAUCAGCUAGACUACUAUAUUUUCAGUUAAAAACAUCUACUCUAAAUUUACACCUUGCUGUCACAUGACCAAAAGUAAUCAUCCAAAAUGGCAGGGGCUGCAGAAAGAGCAUCAAAAUUACCAAAAAUAUUAGAUGAAGACAAGGAGUCCAAAUUUGGAUAUGUAUAUGCAGUAUCUGGACCAGUCGUUACAGCUCAGAGCAUGUCAGGCUCUGCUAUGUACGAGCUGGUACGUGUAGGACAUUCUGAACUGGUGGGUGAGAUUAUUAGGCUGGAGGGAGAUAUGGCCACCAUCCAGGUAUAUGAGGAUACCUCUGGCGUCACUGUUGGUGAUCCUGUCUUGAGAACAGGGAAACCACUCUCUGUGGAAUUAGGCCCUGGAAUUAUGGGCAGUAUUUUUGAUGGUAUCCAGAGACCUCUGAAGGAUAUUUGUGAUCUGACCCAGAGUAUAUACAUUCCUAAAGGUAUAAACACUCCCUCACUGGACAGAAACAUUAAGUGGGACUUUGAAACUCUCAAUGUCCAGGUUGGUAGUCACGUGACAGGUGGGGACAUCUAUGGAAUCGUCUAUGAAAAUACUCUCAUUAAACAUAAAAUCAUGCUACCUCCCAAAGCACAUGGGACAGUCACAUGGGUAGCAGAGCCAGGCAGUUAUGACGUCAAUGAUGUUGUUAUUGAAACAGAAUUUGAUGGUGAGAAAUCUAAAUAUACCAUGUUACAAGUGUGGCCUGUCCGACAGAUGAGGCCAGUGACCGACAAAAUGGCUGCUAAUUUCCCUUUGCUGACAGGUCAACGGGUGCUUGAUGCUCUUUUCCCUUGUGUACAGGGUGGGACAACAGCUAUACCUGGUGCUUUUGGCUGUGGAAAGACAGUCAUUUCUCAAUCCCUCUCCAAGUUCUCAAACAGUGAUGUUAUCAUAUACGUAGGGUGCGGUGAACGAGGAAAUGAGAUGGCUGAAGUACUCGGAGAUUUCCCUGAGUUAACAGUAGAGAUUGGUGGAAAUGUUGAAUCCAUUAUGAAACGUACAGCCCUUGUAGCAAAUACAUCAAACAUGCCUGUGGCAGCUAGGGAGGCUUCAAUCUAUACAGGUAUUACAUUGUCCGAAUAUUUCCGUGACAUGGGCUACAAUGUGUCUAUGAUGGCUGAUUCCACCUCACGUUGGGCAGAGGCCUUGAGAGAAAUCUCUGGUCGUCUCGCUGAAAUGCCCGCUGAUUCUGGCUACCCUGCAUACCUUGGGGCAAGAUUGGCAUCGUUCUACGAGCGUGCUGGUCGUGUGAAGUGCCUGGGUAAUCCAGAGAGAGAGGGCAGUGUUAGUAUUGUUGGAGCUGUGUCUCCACCUGGUGGUGAUUUCUCAGAUCCUGUGACAUCAGCAACUCUCAGUAUUGUUCAAGUGUUUUGGGGGUUGGACAAGAAAUUAGCGCAGAGAAAACAUUUUCCAUCUAUCAACUGGUUGAUUAGUUACAGUAAAUAUAUGAGAGCCUUGGAUGAAUACUACGAUAAAAACUUCCCAGAAUUUGUUGCCCUAAGAACAAAGGUGAAAGAAAUCCUACAAGAGGAAGAGGAUUUGUCUGAAAUUGUGCAAUUGGUAGGAAAAGGAUCCCUUGCAGAGUCUGAUAAAAUUACGCUGGAAGUUGCCAAAUUACUAAAGGAUGAUUUCCUCCAGCAGAAUGGCUACACCCCUUAUGACAGGUUCUGCCCAUUCUACAAGACUGUUGGUAUGUUGAAAAACAUGAUAAGUUUCUAUGAACAGGCAAGACAUAGCGUUGAGUCAACUGCGCAGAGCGACAAUAAGAUCACAUGGUCCAUCAUACGUGAAAACAUGGGAGAUACCAUGUACAAACUAAGCAGUAUGAAAUUCAAGGAUCCAGUUAAAGAUGGUGAGAAAAAGAUCAAACAAGACUUUGAUGAUUUAGCAGAGGAAAUGGCGUCAUCAUUCAGAAAUCUAGAAGAUUAAUAAUAAGCAUAUAAUAGAUUGGGAAAUAUAUCAGCACCACCUAUACUUCUAUAUUUAACUGAAACAGCUGUCUCAGAAUGCAACAUUUCAAAAUACAAAUAUUUAUUAAACAUUCCAUUACAGUUCUUGCACUUUAUUUUUGGAAUAAUAUAUCAAAUUGAAACCAAGAAUACCAAUCUAAUGUUAAUGCAAAUCAAUUCUCUACAUUUCUAAUUCCUGUGUGAAUAAGUAUGAUCAUGAUUUAAACACAAACAUCAAUGUAUUCAUUAUAAAAGUUACUUUGUGAAUUCUGGUAUGCACAAGAGUAACAAAUUGCAUUGUGAUAUAGUCGUAGGUUAAGCAUGAAUGUAAGAGACAAUGUUAUCUUCCAUGUAGGCCUUUAUGUGAUAGACAAUAGACAUUAUAUUAUAUCAGAAAAUUGACAGAAAACAGAUUAUUGACAUGUGCGAAUGUUGUUACAAAAUUGAGCUGCUUCAUGUAACAAAAAGAACAGAGUUUUGGUACCAUCUAGACCCCAUCA